AUGACGAACUUGCAGCAACUAGCGUGUUCUUCCGCUGGCCAAGGUCUCGUGUGUGCUGCAGAGCAGCGCAGGGCCCGUCCAAGGUGGGAGGAAUGGAUCGUGUGCGAAGCCAAGCUGCGGACACUAUAUGUGAUGUAUCUGUUUGACAGCACUCUUUGUAUCCAAGAGGGCCUACCUACCUUUCUGGGCAACGAAUUGUCUGGAUUGCCCGCUCCGAGCAACAAACUUCUAUGGCAGGCCAAGUCUCGAUACGACUGGGAGAAGGAAUAUAAUAUGCACAUGACGGAAUGGAUGGGGGAGAGCCUGACUAUAGACGAGCUCUGGCCAAUGCCUGCUGAUUUAGACACCAGGGCUGUCGAAAGAAGGCGGAUAAGAGUUGACCACUGGCUUGAGAAUCUUGACGAAUAUGGAACCAUGCUGUACGCAGUUACGAGAUGCACCCACGGCGAAUAG
Molecule: messenger RNA, 453 nt
Organism: Metarhizium acridum CQMa 102
Lineage: Eukaryota; Fungi; Ascomycota; Sordariomycetes; Hypocreales; Clavicipitaceae
Source: RefSeq, a predicted model, not a curated record